This is a messenger RNA of Pyrgilauda ruficollis (rufous-necked snowfinch), 1430 nucleotides long. RefSeq names its product cytochrome P450 1A5-like. The coding region runs from base 1 to 1338 and encodes 445 amino acids. The transcript has 7 exons. The record is from RefSeq and is a predicted model, not a curated record. Lineage: Eukaryota; Metazoa; Chordata; Aves; Passeriformes; Passeridae. Gene Ontology annotation, biological process: progesterone metabolic process; hormone biosynthetic process. Gene Ontology annotation, molecular function: heme binding; steroid 17-alpha-monooxygenase activity; oxidoreductase activity, acting on paired donors, with incorporation or reduction of molecular oxygen, reduced flavin or flavoprotein as one donor, and incorporation of one atom of oxygen.
AUGAGGGCGGACCGCCCAUCGAGGGGUUCAGCGAUCGCGCACCACCGCGGGGCCGUGCCCGUCCCGCUGCCCGUGUGCCCGGAGACAGACAGGAGACCCGACCUCUACAGCUUCCGCUUUGUCGCUGACGGGCAGAGCCUGAUAUUCAGCCCCGACUCCGGGGAGGUGUGGAAAGCGCGCAGGAGGCUGGCCCAGAGCGCCCUGAAGAGCUUCUCCAUCGCCCCCAGCCCCACUUCGUCCUGCAGCUGCCUGCUGGAGGAGCACGUCUCCAAGGAGGCCGAGUACCUGGUCACCAAGUUCCUGCAGCUGAUGGAGGAGGAGAAGAGGUUCGACCUUAACCAGUACCUGUCGGUGUCGGUGGCCAACGUCGUCUGUGCCAUGUGCUUUGGCAAGCGCUACGAGCACGAGGACCAGGAGCUGCUCAGCCUGGUGAAUUCCACUGAGGAGUUCACUGAUGUAACUGGUGCUGGCAACCCCGCCGACUUCAUCCCCGUGCUGCGCUACCUGCCCAGCCGCCGCAUGAGGCUGUUCAUAGAUUUCAACAGGUACUUAGUCAGCUUCCUGCAGAAGAGGGUCAAGGAGCACUACGAGACCUACGACGAGAACAACAUCCGGGACAUCACAGACUCCCUCAUUGAGCAGUGCCUGGACAAAAAAAUAGGAACAAACACGGCCACACAGAUCCCCAAGGAGAAGAUCGUCAACCUCGUGAAUGACCUUUUUGGAGCAGGCUUCGACACCGUAACCACAGCCCUGUCCUGGAGCCUCAUGUACCUUGUGACAAACCCCAACAUCCAGAAGAAGAUCCAGGAGGAGCUGGACCGGACCAUCGGGCAGGAGAGGCGGCCGCGGCUGUCGGACCGGGGCACGCUGCCCUACACGGAAGCCUUCAUCCUGGAGGUGUUCAGGCAUUCCUCCUUCCUGCCCUUCACCAUCCCACACAGCACCACCAAGGACACGGUGUUGAACGGCUACUUCAUCCCAAAGGAUCGCUGCGUGUUCGUCAACCAGUGGCAAGUGAACCACGACGAGAAGCUUUGGAAGGACCCAGACACCUUCAACCCCGAGCGUUUCCUCAGCGCUGAUGGGACCAAAGUGAACAAAGAUGACGGGGAGAAGGUGCUGCUGUUUGGCCUGGGGAAGAGGAGGUGCAUCGGGGAGAACAUUGCCAGGUGGCAGGUGUUCCUCUUCCUGGCCACGCUGCUCCAGCAGCUGGAGUUCAGCGUCUGUGAGGGCGGCAGGGUGGACAUGACCCCGCCCUACGGACUGUCCCUGAAGCACAAGAGGUGUGAGCACUUCCAGGUCAGGCAGCGCUUCCCCACAAAGGGCAGGAGCUGAGCGGUGGGAGCAGACAGCCCCAGGGUGUCCUGGCAGCAGAGCUGGGUCUGGAACGACUUUGGGGGUGAUGGGAUAAACUGAAACCGUCGGGA